AAGGCUGCGCGGCGCUUCUUCCAUGGCACAGUCUCGCUCUCUCCGCUCGCCCAGCAUUCGCUUCCACGCGCCGCGUUCCCUGCGCCUCCUUCGCCCCGCUCUUCUUCUCCAGGGCGGGGCGGAGGGCAGGGCAGCCCCAGACGCGUCUCCUCGGGGCUGCGGUCACUCUCUCGGCUCGGCGGGGCGGUUUCGCGCAGGUGGGAGGCGCUGCCGAGUCCGCGGCUUAAUCCGGGGCGGGCGGGGAGGAGGGAAACUUCCUGUUGAACUUGCCGGCUGACAGUCGCCUGCGGACCGUCGGGGGCUGAGCCAUGGGGAAGCUGCUGGCGCUCGCCAUCGUCGGGGUCCUGGGCGCCUUGAUCGGAGAAAGGCUGAUGGGAUUUCGGUAAGUUGCUCCCUCGGCGCCGCGCUCGGCUUGUUUACGGGCGAAGUAAUCCCCGGGUGGGGGACUCGCUCCGGGAGUUCAUCGCGUUCAGAUGGAGGUUCACUCCGCGUAGGAUCGGGCUGCCCCUGUUGCCUUUAACCCUCUUGCGGGGCUGGAGGGAGGGAGCGAGGCGCAGGCAGGCGUUAGAUCCGACUGUGCGCUUUAGGUUGGGGAUCUGCCGUUCGGUUCGGUUCCCUUUCGUCCCCUCGCUCGCUCACGGUGCCAUCCUGCGCUUCAGUGGCGCGCUCUACCCCCAGGGAAAACGUGGGCAGCAGCCGCAGCAGGAUCGCAGCCGAAAGCUGGUCCCUGGCCGUCAGAGCCCCGCUGAACUCCGCGGGGCUCUCUUCGGAGUUAGGAGCCAUAGGAUCGCGCUGCGAGUGGCUGGGACUCUGCGCCCUCCUCUGCUGCGCGUUUAGAAGGAAACGCAGCAGCAAAAGCGUAAAUUUUGGGGCCGUCUGAUCCGGGCGAUUAAAAAAAAAUCGGUUCCUAAGACGUGUGGUUCAAAACUGAGGGAGCUCGUUGCUUUCUUGGCUUCUCUCCCUCUUGUUUUAAAGAGAAGAGUUCAGGACGAACUGCCUUGUUGGGCCCUGGGAAAGUUUCCUCCGUUAAAUUAGGUUAGAAAGUGGUGGGGGUUCGGCUGGAAGCCUCGACCCUUUGUUUAGCCCUAGCGCCUAGAUUCUCUGGGCAAGAUAUAUACAGUAAUGUCAUCUCAAUGUCUUCUGCCCCUCCUAAAAUAGCGGGUCGGCUGCUGCUUGCUUGCAUCUCAUCCCUGCUGUGGGCAGAACAAGGCACUGAGGCUCUCUUUGUUUCCCAAAGAAUGGAAGGGGGGUGGGAAAGGGGUUGCUUAACUCAUUAUCUGCCAGUUUUCCCAAUUUUAACAGGUUCUUCUUCUCACUUCCUCCCCUUGGGCUCCAGAAUUUGAAAUUGCCUCUUCCUAUCUGCUGGAGAGAAUUGACAGCAAUCCACCUAAAAUUCAGUUUGGGGAAAGGGUUAAGCACUCCCCCCCAACACCCCUUGCAACACACAAGAAGCUACUCUACAUUCAUGAGGUUUGGGGAAGUGUCUUUGCUGCAACAAUGUCAAGUUCUGCACUGACUAAGCUUUGCUGCUACUCUUGGCAAAAUUCAUUACACAGUUGAGGUAGAGGUAGCGAGAAAACUAAACCUAUUUGUGGCCCCCAAUGAGCCAAAGCUGUUGCAAAUGUACUUGUUUGCAUCUUCUGCUCAACACGUGUAUGAGCGCAACAAAUCUUGAGUUUAUAUAUGCAUGCUUAAUUUUAUUUGUAUGAUGCCUUUCCGCAGUUUAAACCAUGCCGAAGUCGGCUUACAGCAUGAAAAAUACAUAACUAUAACAUAACAGAGGUAGUCAUAAACAAUAAAUAAAAGAUUAAAAAAUGCACAACUAUUUCCACAUAAAUCCCAAGAUCUAAAAUAAAGACAUGGAUAAAACCAGCAACAACCCCCCAACAGCACCCCAACCCAAGAGUUUGUUCAGCUUUUGCAGCUGGAGUCAGUCCGGCCAGCUGGAAAUUGGCCAGCAAGGUAGGGAACAGGUCUUCAGGACUCACAGCCAAGAUGGAGUGUGCUUUAAGAGUGCUUUAAAUGGAUGAGAAAACACACACACACACACACACACACACACACUGUAAGUCUUGAGACGGCACCAAGCAUUAAAAAAGUGUUCUUAUACAAUUUUACAGGCAUGGUGAAUCAUGGGAACUGUAGUUCAUUGUUGGGAAUUGCUCUGUGCAGUCAGCACCCUUAGCAAACUACUGUUCCCAGUAUUAUUUGGGAAGAGUGCUUUAAAUGUAUGGUGUGGAUAUGACUGCCUCAUUCGUACAUAAAGCUGGGGUGAGGUAAUAGGAGGGAAGUCUGGUUUUUAAGAGCAAAGGGGGCAUACUGAAGGAAAUGGCAGGCCUUCCUUUUUCCUGUGGGUUACUUUCUCAUGCAGUUUUCCUUUAACUGGAUUCCUGUGCUGGAAGUGGGAGUGCCUGGGCAAAAAAUCACUAGUUUCAUAUUUCAUAUUACUUUGCAGGGCUGAGUUGCAGUUAGUUGUGUACUUUGUCUUGUGUUUGGAGUAAUAAGACUCUCUGUUCUGGCUGAAGGACAAAGGUUGUUAAAUGUCAAUCUUCUGAAUGGUGCUUAAAUGUAAUAUAAACUAAUUAUGAAGCCAGCAUCUAUUUUAGUUUAUGAGUAAGCACUCUGCUAAUUGGACAGCUAAUUGGAAGGAAGAGGUUUGCGGUCCUCAGGGCUUGGUGCGGGGGGGGGGGAGAGAAAAGGAUGUCCAUUUAUUUGUUUUUAAUUUUUGUCCGUUUCUUGAUCUGCAGACGCUUUGCUCUGUGAUACCCCUGGUGAUCUGGCAUGAAUGCUCUUUGGUUCGCAAACCAACCGCUCAGUGUUAAUGCACUCUUGUCAACAGCCAAUGACAACCUUCAUUUCCAGUUUGACCAGGGAGCAUAAUUUGCAAUAAUGCUUGCCAUAGUUCUCUGUAGAGAAUUACUUGUUAAGACCUCUUGGUUGCAAGUGUGUGGAAUAAGGCAGCCAAACACCCCAAACUUAAAACGCUUGCCUUAAAAAGGGUCCUAUUCCUUUUAGUUCAUUCAUUACACUUGCAUGUAUGUUUGGGUUGCUAACUAGCUAUCUCGCAGGAUUACAUGUGGUGGAAAAUUAUGAGAGGGCAUAAUAAACAAACAUAGCCAGGGAAAACUGCAGUUAAGGAGAUAACAGUGGCAUCAUAUUUUACUUUUGUAAACAUGGACAGCAACAAGCAGUUUUCUUUUUCACACGACCAGCUACCUGCCCCCCCCCCCCCCGCCUUCAGAUAACAGUUUUAUAUGCUACACAAUUUGGGUUUGAAUGAGGAAUAUGAAGCUUCUCAUUGCUCAGCAGUGGUGGGUAAGUGUACUGUUGUCACAGCUGGAAGCAGCAUAAUUCAAAUAGCUGCACACCAGUGAUACUGAGGCCCCGUUAUUCUGUUGCAAACUGCAGAGGGAUCACAUAGGCUUCCCACUCCAGCGGGAAGAUAUUAAGCCAAGACUGCAUAUUUGUGUUACUGAUGAGAGCACUUAUGCAAGAAGUAACUCCCGGUGCGUGUUCAGAGGAAACAAAACCAGUUGUGCAAAAUCCUUCCUAGCGAGGAUGAACCGUAUCAAAACACAAUAAAUAUAAUGGGGUGUUCAUGGGGAGUUGAAAAGCGUUGCUGCAAUACAAAAGAUUUUUUAAAUGGUUAGGAUUCAAACAUUCCUUACUAGGGUGAAGAACGAAGAGAUGACAUCCAGGUUUACUUCCAAGUAAAUGUACCUUCAAUCUCUGGUUAAAGUGCCAUGGAAAUGUACUGUAUACUCAUUUCAGAUUAUUUACACUGUGACAAGAGGGCUUUGCAGUGCAAGCCUGCUAUGUUGCAAUCUUGCUAACACAGCAGUAAAGUGGAGGUAGAUAUUGAAGUUGUAAAAAAAAAGAAAAAAAGAAUUGGGGCGAGGCAAAGGGAUAGCAACUGUUAUCUAGAGACUGCUGUGCAAUAGAGCAUGGGCGGCCAUGGUUUUGUCUGUUGUAUUCUAUUAAUGUGGUCCUUCCAGCAGAUAGCAAUGUUAAGAAUCCCUGGAAGUAUUUUCUGUGAAAUAUUUAUUGAGACAUCAUCAGGGACUCCUGUGUGAGGGAGCAUAGCUCUCCUCAGCUAAUCUGCAUGGAAGCAGGUCGUGUCGCUUGGUGGGUGAGAGAGAGAUAUUGUGGGGAGGACCUGCCCGCUUCUGUUCUGACCCCUUGGGGAGCUGGCAGUAGGUAACUGCAGACCUCAGGCCAGAAAUGGCUAGCCACCGCUGAUUUAAACCAUAUCUGACAGCUGUCCAUCCAAUUCCUUCUUGAAACUUCUAGGGGGAAAAUGCCACAGAGUCCUCCAUUGCCUAAUUGAACUGAACCAGGAGGUUUUUCCCCCCCAGACAGCCAUUGUAAGAGCACAGUUGACUGGGAAGAUCUCUUGUGCAAGCCCCACUGAAAUGAAAGCAAGCUGUGCAGCACUACCCUUGUGUAGCUUCCAUUCAUUGCAGUGAGGUAGGAGAUCUUUCCUCUUGGGUUGUACCCUAAGCAGUCACUGUUGUAACCUGAGCCCACCGUAUUUUGCCUGUCCUUUAGGUGAUCUGAUAAUGCCUUGUCUAGUCUGCCCUUGGGCAAUCUCUUUAAAUAUUUGAGAAGUUUUCCCUUUAAACCAUUGAUUGUCCAAAACAAACAUUUCCCAAGUCAACUGCUUGAGCCACAAAGCUCACUAGGAUGAGCCACCUCAAUCUAACAUGUCUCACAGGGUUGAUGUCUCUUCAUUUAAAGCACAUUUGGAGCACAUUAUUUCCUUCAAAGAAUUCUGGGCAUUGUAGUUUGUUAAGGGUUCCUGGUACCGGUAAUUCUAACUUUGUGAUGGGUAAACUACAGUGCCCAAAAUUAUCUGAGGAAAAGAAUGAGCUUCCAAUGUGCUUUAGCGUUCUACUGUGUCCACAGGGUUACACUAAAACAAUCAUGGGUUGGAUUGUCACCAUUUGCAUUGCUCAUACCUGAAGUAUCUCUGCUGGUUGCUACCACUCAAACUGUGGAGACCAAAUAAAUUAAAUUAAAAAAUUAUUUGUCCAGAGGCACCUUAGAGACCAACUAAGUUUGUUCUGGGUAGAAAGCUUAUACUCAGAACAAACUAAGUUGGUCUCUAAGGUGCUACUGGACAAAUAAUUUUUUAAUUUAUUUCAACUGUGUCAGACCAACACGGCUACCUACCUGAAUCUAAAAUUGUGGAGACCAAAAGCUGCAGUUGGACCUAGGCAAUGAAUGCAGUCCAAAGUGCCAACGCUCUUUCUUGUGCAUUGGCAUAAAAAUGCCAAUUAACUGUGGCUUUCCAUUUCCCAAGAGAUCUUCAGUGAGAUUUUGUACACAACAUGCAUUUAAAGCACAUUUUCCCCUGCCCCAAAGUAUCCUGGGAACUGUAGUUUGGCAAGGGUGCUGGGAAGUGCAGCUUUGUGAGGGAUAAACUACAGUUCCCAGGAAUCUUCAGGGUGUGCUUUUAAUAUGCUUUAAAUGUAUGGUGUGCACCUGAGGCAGUCUGUGAACUAUAUGAACUGACUAACCUGAAUGUGAUUCACCACCCAAGCGGAAAUUUGUUCUGCAGUAGAAGGAAAGUCAUAUAAUCACUGCCAUUGCUGGCAAUCUUUUAAUUAUGUUAAUUCGAAGAGAGUAAAAUUUCAGUGUGCAUCAGCUUGCCCUAUUUAGCUUUCUUGUUUUACUUUUGUUUGUUUAGUAGACAAAGCUAUUUUUGUGUGUGGAAACUUUCACAAUUUGCAGUUGACACCCAUUCAUUGCUACAAAUGAACUUAUGAAGCUGAAAAUAUUCGGAGCGGGGAGUGGGGAGGUACUGUAUGGAAAACACUCUGCCCUACAUGACUGCUACCAAGCGAGCUGGUCCUUUAGUUUAAAGCAGGCUUCCACAACCUCAGCCCUCCAGAUGUUUUUGGCCUACAACUCCCAGGAUCCCUUGCUAGCAGGCCCAGUGGUCAGGGAUGCUGGGAACUGUAGUCUCAAAACAUCUGGAGGGCCGAGGUUGAGGAAGUCUGGUUGAAAGCCUUUUCAAAGGUCCUUUAAUACAUGCAUUGGAUGGCACAACAUGCAAUAAAGCUAAGCAGGGUGUGGCUGAUUCCUCCUACCUUUCCCAAGUUUUCCUAGCUUCCAAAUCAUGUUUUCAAUGGCACUAUUAAGUCAAUACUGAUGGUGUUGCCUGUUCAGCAGUGGGUGUUGGGGAACACUGUGACACCAUAAGAACAGGGGUGUUUCCUUUGCUACUGCUGCUGGGAGCUGAGCUUAGCACCUUAUCUUGCAAUCUUCUGCUCACCAUGCUACAAACCUUCGGGAAAGAUAAAGGCAGACAUGGGUGUGUGGUGUACUGACAUGUCCUAAAAUGAUUCCCCCCUGCAAUGGUUCCUCAUUGGCUUCAAAAAGGCAGUUCUAGCCUCUGCAACAGAAAACAUCUGGGUCUCCUUAAAACAAUGGCAACUCAUAAAGUCAUGAAAUCGAGGGGCACGAUAGUUCUUGGUUUUGGAAGUGCUGGAUGAAAAAGACACUCAGGGGCUUAGAACUGUUUUUGGUGUUUGUUGUUUUUUUGGUAAGACAGUCCCUGCCCUCAGGCCCAUAGUCUUAAAAAGACUUGACACAUGGAAGAAAGAAGGAAUGGGAGGGAGAAGGAAGAGGAAAAACAAGCUCCGAAACAAAUUAUUAAAGUUAAAGCCAGUGUCAGUUGCAGUUCUGACUGUCCUGCCCUCAUUAAAGAGCAGUCCUUUCCCUGAAGCACUCUUCUGUGAGAUGCACUGCACACACACACACUCUCACACACAUACACCCUGGUGAUGGCUCAGUAUCUAAGCCAAGGGUAGGCAACCUAAGGCCCGGGGGCCAGAUGCAGCCCAAUCGCCUUCUAAAUCCGGCCCGUGGACAGUCCAGGAAUCAGCGUCUUUUUACAUGAGUAGAAUGUGUCCUUUUAUUUAAAAUGCAUCUCUGGAUUAUUUGUGGGGCCUGCCUGGUGUUUUUACAUGAGUAGAAUGUGUCCUUUUAUUUAAAAUGCAUCUCUGGGUUAUUUGUGGGGCAUAGGAAUUUGUUCAUUCCCCCCUCCCCAAUAUAGUCCGGCCCACCACAUGGUCUGAGGGACGCUGGACCGGCCCACAGCUGAAAAAGGUUGCUGACCCCUGAUCUAAGCCUUCAGUCCCCUACCCACUUAGCCGAGAACAAACCUUGUUGAACUCAACGGGACAUAAUUUUGAGUAGACAUGUAUAGGACUGCUCUGCAAGACUCAAGGCAUUUCUGGAUUAAUCAUGCCAUUUAUAUUCAGUUUAUACUGACUGGGCCGGUGGGAGGGAAGCUCACUGGAAGUAGGGAGCAUUCCAUUCCAGCCAAAGGAGGUAUAAGUGUCAUCUGAAUGGAGGUAGAAUUUGGUAAUGAACCCAUCAGAAAGGUUAUAGGGAGAAAUGCAUGCACCAAAGCCCUUUGGGGAGAGGGGCACAAUGCCUUUAAAUGUGAAUAGUUGACCAGUCUGAGCCCAAGGUACCAGUUCUGGGGAGCAAACGCAAGAGAGGGCUGUUCUCUUUGCCCUGUGAGUGGGCUUCCUGGAGGCAUCUGAUGGGUCACUGUGGCCAGCAGGAUGCUGGACUAGAUGGGGCAGAUUUGGUAGGGCUCUGCUUUUGCUCUUCCAUAUUUCCUAUUUUAAGUCUACGUUUAUAUUUGCUUUCUCCUCCAGACAUAGAUUGUGUGCCUCGCGAGAAUAUAAACCGAAGCGGCUUCCAAACUGCCACCUUAUAAAAGGAAUUGGUAGGUCUCCCGCAUGCUUUUACUUGCAUUUAUUCCCUCCGAAUUCUCUUUUCUCCAUCCUUUCUAUGCCUAUUUAUAUAAGCCCUCUUUCCAGAGGGAUUUACAUCGUCUCAAUUUUUGUACUUGGUUUUGUUUUUAGAGGUGCUUCAUUAGUAUUAUUGUUACGUAAAUAGUAUUUAUAUGGAAUUGUGCAGAAAAGAACAGAGAUUGGGUCUGCAGGCUGGUUGUGAAAACUAAAUUGGGUAUCUUCAGCCUUCUCAGACUCAGGAGCCACGUUUAAUUCCAAGAUCCAUUUGGGGACCUAUUUCCUAUUUUUCUUACCAUAUAUUUGCAUGCAUGAUAGUCGUGCUCCUGUUGCAUCCCACCUUGGGUCAGGCUGCAACUCACCAGCUGAAGACCAGUGAAGUAAAUGACCAUGCAGGGACCUUAGCUCAAUUAGUGGAGGGCAUUCUUUGCAUUAUUGCUAUUAUUGUUGAUUUAUUAAUUGCCUUCUAAAACACCGUCUCAAGGCAAUUUACGAUAAUUAAAAGCCGUUAAAGGCACAAAGCAAAAUACACAUUUAAAACAAGACUUAAAACCCUAACAGGUGGGCAUUUGUGGUAAAGACCCAUUCGUUCAGCUGGCAUGCCAAGCAGCCCAGGGUUGAUAGCCGAUAUUUCCAGUUUAAUAGGAAGUGUGAAGCCCUUCUACAGGUGACUCUGAAAAAGCAUCCCUGAAUGGGAUGCUGACUGAGGCUGAUGGAAGUUGUAAUCCAGCAACCUUGGCACAAAUCAGCCACCUCUGGUGUAGAUGAUACACAGUCUUGACUAGGCCGCUUCCUAUGAUAUUUUGUUUUUAUUGACUUGGUCGCACACUUGAAAUCCAGGGGGAACUAGUACUCUGUAAAUGCUUACCCUUUCUUAAAACCACCAGAGUACCAAUUUGAACCAAUACUCUUGAAUUGGCCCUCUGUAAUCCUCUUGGAUCUGCUGGCAACAUGCCUUAGACAGGGACGGAUUCUGGAGGCUGUCGGGGACACGAUUGACUCAAGAAAUGUUGAAAUGACAGCUUAAGUUGUUCCUGUCUCACAUCAAUAAUGUAAUCAAAUGAUGAGAGUUGGCAUAUGCCGAAAGUAUACUGUAUUGGGGAUGGGACUCCUCUCUAAAUCGUCAUUCCCUCAACACCUUUCAGAUGUUUUGGACUACAACUCAUGUCACCCCCAACUAUUAGCCAUGCUGCCUGGGGUGGAUAAGAAUGGCAGUUCAAAACAUCUGGAGGGCACCAUGUUAGGGAAGCCUGCUCUAAGCUGUAGUUCUUGUACAGAGGCUCAAACAUUUGGUGCAGUUGUUGCAAGCUUGACCUAAGGUAAGGAUUGAGCAAUGCAUUCUUCCUUAGCGGCUGAGGCCAGCUGCACACUCUAUGCAGCAAACAUAGUUUUUGUGUGUACAUUGGUAUUGCCACAGAUACACCCCCUUAUGCACAUGCCUGAGGACCCUGUCUCUGGAGAUUCCUCCACAUCUGAAUGCAUGUUUUCCCCACUUUCCAUGUUUGCUGAGGAAACACCAAUCUACAUGCAGCAGCUGUGUUUGCCACAAAAUAUUAAUUUUUUGGUUAUGUUUUUUAACCCUGUUUUCCUCCAAGGAGAUCAUUAUGGCAUGCACUCUUCCUUCCCCCUUCCUUUUUUUAAUCUUUACAACAACCCUGUGAGGUAGUUUGGCCUGACAGACAGUGACUGGCUGAAGAUAACCCAGAGAGUUUAGCCUGGGCCUUCCAAGUCCUAGUUUUGACAUUCCAAUCAUUACAGGUUCUGGUACCAAGGUGAGCUACACCUAGCGUGAGUCCCUUACAAGUUCAAAUUCUUAUAUAACUAGUCAUUCUUGGCAGUAAAAGAACUAUUUAUUUUAUUUUAGCACUGUGGUUUGCUCUGUAUGGACUGAUAUUUAGGUGUGUCACUAUUUUUUGUUCUGGCAAAACCACAAUAAUAAUGCCUUCUCUAUUGAAUAAUACCAGAUUUCCCACACCCCUUAUUUCAGAAAGCAGGCUGGGUGUAGCAGGGCUGAGCGUUUGCCAGGGCCCUGAGAUUAGCAGAGGGUCUGCUGCAUGUUCUUUCAACUCUUGACAAGAAAGUCAGAUGUUGCCUAAGGGGAUUAUCAUUGUGUGCCUCAUCUAAGUUCAGGGAGCCUACUGAGGGUGCUGAGUCAGCAUCGCUGGAGGGUGAUAUUCUGAGCAUGCUGGCAUUGUGUGCCAGCGAGAGAGAGUUCAACUUGUGCACGAUAAGAGCUGUGACAACUUGUGUGCUCCUAAUGCCAAUGCAGAGCAAACAUGUCAGCAGAUAGAGCCAAGCCCCGAGAUCUUCACAAGAGCCUUGGCCUACGCAACACGCCCUCCCCCUGGCACAUUUCCCAGCUGAAGGUUAGCUAGCCUCUCAGCCAUUCCUCUCCAUUGCAUUUGCUUUUUGUGGAUGGGCAAAGAUCACCAUAGCAACCAGAGCCUUUUGCAGCUUCCAGCCGCAGAUAAAAGAGAAUUUAGCAUUGGCCCAGCUUGUCGCCUCUGAAUUCCUGUCUCUCCUUGGCGUGGGGUUCUGAGUAACAGUUCAGUGGGGCUGUUCUCUCAUUGCUUCCAUGGUGCGUGUUUCUUACACACGUGCAAGGUGCAAUGACUCAGAAUAAUGCAGUCUAUGUCCCAGUACUUUAAAAGAAGCAACCUUGUACUCUAGUGCACUGUAUGGAUGUGUCUGAGCAAGAUCUUUCUUCUUUUUUUUGCUUUGCAGAAACUGGCUCGGAAGAUAUCGACAUACUUCCUAAUGGCCUGGCUUUCAUUAGUUCUGUAAGUUAUCCCAGCAGGCCUGUCUUUCAGGGAAGGCUGGGCUUGAGUUCGCAAUGCACUGAAGGAAAACUUGAAAAUUGCAGGCCAGAUCUAUUCCCACACAAACACAACCCUUGUUUUUAACAGAAUGCCUUUCACGCUGUACGUAACUGAGCAGAAUGCAGGGGUGCUCAUUAGAGACUGAUGGUGAAAGGGUGCAAGGGUGGGCUUGAAGAUUAGGUCACCAUUACUAGCCUUCCCCCACCACCCCAGCAUGCUAAGAGGCUAAAAGCCACUUAGUAGUGUAAAGUAAAUAAAUAAAACAAAGCCUUCUCCCAAGUGGACUGGUGCAGCAGGGCUGCAUGGUUUCUCUACUGACCACACAGUAAGGCACUGAGGGAUACUGUAAUCCAUCUAUUGGUGGAAUUUAGGGGAAGCCCUAAUAAACCUGGACUACAUAGCUCUUUUGGGAUGUGGGUGAUGCUGUGGGUUAAACCACAGAGCCUAAGACUUGCUGAUCAGAAGGUCGGUGGUUCGAAUCCCCGUGAUGGCCAAUGCUAAAUCCCAUUGCUUGGUCCCUGCUCCUGCACACCUAGCAGUUCGAAAGUAUGUCAAAGUGCAAGUAGAUAAAUAGGUACCACUCUGGCGGGAAGGUAAACUGCGUUUCCGUGUGCUGCUCUGGUUUGUCAGAAGUGGCUUAGUCAUGCUGGCCACAUGACCCGGAAGCUGUACGCCAGCUCCCUCAGCCAAUAAAGCGAGAUGAGUGCCGCAACCCCAGAGUCGGUCAUGACUGGACCUAAUGGUCAGGGGUCCCUUUACCUUUACAUAGCUAUUUUAAAGCAGCAAUGGCUAACCUGUGGCCGCCUGGCUGUUGCCGGACAGGAGCUCCCAGCAAACCCAGCCAGUGCAGCCCAUGGUUAGGGAUGAUGACAGUUGUGGUUCAGCAACAUUUGGAGCACCACAGCUUAGUAUUUCAGUGAAUAUCCAAGGAAAACAGAUGAGUUAUGAAAACGUCUCUCUGAGAUCUUCCUAACCCUUCAUGUGACAAAAGGCCUGCUUUCUUUGUUUGCAAAGGGUUUGAAAUACCCCGGAAUAGUAUCGCUUGCCCCUAAUAAAAGAGGAGAAAUACUUCUUAUGGAUCUAAAAGAAGACAAUCCUCGACCUGUCGAGCUGAGAAUCAGCCGGGGGUUUGAUCUGGCAUCCUUUAACCCUCAUGGGAUCAGCUUAUAUAUUGAUGAUGGUAAGUAGAUUUGCCCAUAAGGAAGGCUGAUAAAACAGUAUUUAUUCUGUUUAUUGUUUCACAUCUGUAGCCAUUCCUUCCUCUCCAAAGGGAGCUCCCUAGACGGGGCAGCUGCUGAGAGCUGCUUCAUUUCCCCGUAUACGUUCUCCAUAAGUUCACUCAUACUUCAUUGCUUGUUUUGUCAGACUCAUUCAGUUUUUGCCUUUCCCUAGAUGACACUGUGUACCUCUUCGUCGUAAAUCACCCACAUCAGAAGUCAACGGUAGAGCUAUUUAAAUUCGUGGAGGACGACAAUUCUCUGGUGCACUUGAAAACGAUCAAACACGAGCUUCUGCCAAGGUAUAUAAUAUCUAAAACAAUUCUGUCUCCUUUGAAUUUGAAGAACCCGUUUUAGUUUAUGCCAAGCACUCUGUGCAAUAUGCAGAACAGCUACUUAUUACUUGCAAGCUGGACCUGCAAUGAAAUGUUGCGCCAUGCAGGGAUUCUGCCCAGGGUUCCAUUUUGCCCUCGGUUUUCAGUUGGUCAGCAUUCCACGCUCGCUGGGCAUGUUCAGUCCUGAUUAAGGGUUUUACUGCAGAGUUUUGUUUAUACUGAAAGGGUUUCACUGCAGAGUUUUGUUUAUACUGCAAGCUUCAGGUUCCCCACUGCCUGCCCUCCUGCACCUUGUGUUGGCUGAUACCUCCCUCCUGCGUGUGGAUGGUACCAUUUUGUCUGAAUAAGGUCUGGCACUCAAGGGAACUGAGAUCACUCUUGGCUUGCAUGAUGGUAUGGUAUGCAAUUGUGAAUGCUCAUACGCAGACUUGUGCCUUCCAGAUGUUCUGGAUUCUGACUCCCAUCAGCCCCAGCCAGCAAGGAUGAUAGGAGUUUUGUUCCAAGAACAUCAGGAGGACAACAAGUUAGGGAAGACAGAUGGAAAACUGAAUAAGCCUGCCUGCCUGUAAACCUUGCCAUGUCUGGUAUACAACUUGCUAUGUCUCUACAUAGCAGCUUAGGUGACAACCGUAUUUUUAUUUACUCUUCUCCUUUUCUUGUCCUAGUGUGAAUGAUAUUGUGGCUCUGAGUCCUGACAGUUUCUAUGCCACCAAUGACCACUAUUUCACAGAGCUCAUCUUGAUCUACUUGGAAACAUUCCUAGGCCUUACCUGGACAAAUGUUGUCUACUACAGUCCGAAAGAAGUUAAAGAAGUGGCGUCAGGAUUUUACUCUGCCAAUGGCAUUAACAUUUCACCUGACGGGAAGUAGGUAUCUUGCAGGUGGCGUGGCUUAUACGCCGUAAAGGUAUUUUUUUUGUGUGUUUUAAAAUAUUGCUCUCCUUUAGUCAAUGCAGUCUUCAAAGAGGCUAACAUAAAUACAGGAAAGAGAGUUCAGAUUUAAGCACAGUUUUAAAACCCCCCACAUACAUUACAACAACUAAAGAAAGAGCAGUAAUGGGUAAUAAAUGUAAACAGCAGCAAGGGGGUCCUCAUCAUGCCCUGAUAUUUCUGAUAACUUUUAUCUUGGCAAUAAAGUGAACAAACAGAAGGUACAACUCAUUGUCUCUUGGUUUAAGCUGUAAUUCAUCUGAGUGUCUACAUUGCACGAUAGCAUUUCACUGUUAAUAUUUAAAUUGACUUAUCUGGGUCUAUGUUUGUACUAGCUUUGGGUCCCAGCCAGUGGACAGUAACCCUUCUUUACUCACAUCAGUUAUUUGGAGGGUUUUCCUCCUCUCCCCCCUGGAAACAAAUCUUCUACUGUACCAACUAAGGGAGGAAUUCAACAUAGAGCUGUUGCAUGGAAAGCUUUUUCACUUGAGCUCCAAGCAGAAAAUCCAAGAAAUGCCUAUGUGACUCUCACAGAGUUGGGUGGGUGGCAGUCCCUACAGUGGUCCUCUGCAAUAUACUCAGAGUCCUGUAGUGAUUUCAUGCUCUUUAUUGCAGCUUGUAAAACAGUGAUUGAAUUGCCCCCCAAACCUCAGGCUUUUAUAUACAUUAUUUACACAAUGAGUCCUGUCUGAUUGGCUGAUUCUGCUUCCCCCCUGGAGCCUGAUUGGUCUUUCCUGCAGGCCAAUCAGUUGUUGCAUUAUAGGAUCCUACCAGCCUAAUAGGCUGAUUAACUUCUUCCUGGAGCCUGAUUGGUCUUCUCCUGCAAGCCAGUCAGUUGUUGCAUUCUAGGAUCCUACUUGCCUAUUGUUCUAGGAUCCAAGGUUAGUACAUAACAUCCUCCCAUCUGUCCAAGCACAUUGCGUUUUCCAGAGCUGUUUUUAGAACAGCGUCAAUCAGCAGAGUGUGGGUUGGUUCUUGUUGACAUUAAAGUAAUGACACUUUCUGCUUCUUUUCCAAACAGAUGCUUCUUUUUAAAAAAGAAAUCUGAUGGGCACACGACUGUUUUUUAGUUGCUAGCCCUGCUUGCUAAACUAAUGUGGUGUUGUUUUCAUGAAAUGUAAUAACUAAAGUGCUAAUGUCAUACUUGACAUCAACCCUAACGUGAAAAUGAAGUGAUGGAUUAACUUUUAAAUGUGCUAAAUCAAUGUGUGAGCAAUGUGUGAAUGAUAAGGACUCUUCUCCCCACCCCACUCACAUACUUCUUUUCAGGUUAGAGAAAUAAAAUAACUAUUUCUUAUAUAAUCGAUAGUGGAGCCCCUCCCCCCCCAAAUGCACUAAGUGCACAUUUCCCUGUUUGCAUGAACUUGCCUUGCACCAGAACAGCCCCUCCUCCUUCCCUCUCUCAUCAAAUCAAAUGGUGUUGCAUCUGAAUGGUUUGUUUGUGCAAACCAUAGUUUGGAUAUAACAGCAAACCAUCAUUCCCCCCUCCAAAAAGAGGAGGCAUGCAGAGUGCAUGAGCCCACAAUACUGUUCCAAUCCAGAAUACCAUUGUUUGAGAACAUGCUCUCCCAUUGAGAUGGGUUAGCAAGGAUGAAUAUAGGGAGAACUGUCUGGUGGUUCUUCAGGAUCUUUGGUUUCCUUGCUAUUUUGAGGAAUACAUAGGUAACAUCCCAUUUAUUUAGUUAUCCAUUGCAUUUAUAUACCGCCUUUCUGCCAAGACACCCAAAGCGGUUUGCAAUCUUAAAUCUUAAGACAGAUUACUGUUAUAUAGCAUGUAAAAUUGAAUCAGGGAAGGGACAGUCCAACUGGAGCAGUCCCCGGUGUUGCCUGUGCUUGCCUCCCUCAUCCUAGGGGUGAAUCUCUAGGAUCAGUUACCACAAGGCAAGGGUGGAGAAUCUGUGGCCUUCCAGAUGUUGUUGGACUUCCACCAGCCCAGCCAACAUGGACAAUGUUCAGGGAUGGUGGAAGCUGGGAGUAGUUCAUCAACAUCUGGAAGGCCACAGAUUCCCUACCCCUGCCAUAAGUAAACUUAUUUCUAUUUUAGGAAACUCCCAGAGGAAGGAAGGAGGACUACACAAAUUAGUAUAUUCCCCCCACCUAAAAAAAACCUGGCACUGUAAAUCACCAGGGCCGUCUGUUUUGAGCUCAUCUUAUGAACGCGUUCAUGAAAUAUUUCAUUGUGUUCCAAGCCAAAGUUAUUUUCUUACCUGUAGCUAAAAAGGCAUUCAUGAAAGAGACUUUCACCCAUUUCAUUUCAUUUCAAGGUACGUCUAUGUUGCUGACGCGCUCGGUCUAAGCAUUCACAUCUUUGAAAAGCAUGAGAAUUUGAGUUUAACUCCUCUGAAGGUAAGCCAUGGCCAGUUUAGAAAUGAGCCUAAUGCAGGUAUGCUGUAACAAACCAUGGACUUUAGGCUGUUCUCCUCCGCACAAACCCAUCAAUAUUAUUUUGUGUUUAGAAUGUGUGUGCAUGCAUACCCAUCCAUUUGUUACCUUUAGUGAAGCCUUUGCAAUCUGAAUGCUUCUCAGGUGUUAUACUCCUCCUUCUGUUUUAAAUUUUGGAGAUUUAGCUUACGUUUUAAAUUUUGGAGGUUUAAUUUAUGUUUUAAAUUUUGGAGAUUUAGCUUAUGUUUUAAAUUUUGCAUAUUGCGUACCUUGUUGUUGUUAGCCACUUCGAGACAAGCAUGGUGAAAAGCGAGAUGUACAUUUUUAAAUGUAUAAAUAAAAAUGAAUUUUUUAAAGUGUGUUGUCAGGCAAACAAUGCUAGCUAUGGGUAAAAGAAUGAAUUUUCAGCAUUGCAUAUGUCAGCUGCAAGCUUUACUUACACAUUGUGUGGUUUCUUCUGUGUGCUUCAGGUAUUGCCGGUGGAAUCUGUAGUUGACAACAUAUCGGUCGAUCCUUCCACUGGAGACCUGUGGCUGGGAUGCCAUCCCAAUGCCAUGAAACUCAUGUCCCAUGAUCCAGAAAACCUUCCUGGUUCAGAGGUUAGUAGGAACUAUUUUGGCAAGAUGUGUGAUAAAAUGUGUGGAAGCUUUUCAGCCAGCAUAAAUGAGAGCAUGGGUGAUUGACUUUGUCCCUGUAGAUGUUGUUGGGCUACUCUAGUCAUCCCUGACCAUUGGCUGUGCUGGUUUGGAGAUGAAGUCCAACAUCAAUGGUGGGCAGUAAACCACUAUGGAAUGAGAUGGUAUUAAUCCUUAGCAAGAAGAUUCUGCCUUAAAUUUGACAGGAGGACCUUUUUAGUUCUUUAAACCUAUUUUGAACAGUUUUCAGACCAAACUUGUGUUAACGUGGAAUUUUUGAAGUAGUGACAGAAGGCAGCCUCACGACUCAUUAGCACAGAUUUUAUAGCAUGUGUCAGACUAGCUGGUGUUAAUCUUCACUAUUUUUCAGGUUCUACGUAUCCAGGGCAUCCUUUCUGAGAAGCCUGUAGUCACCCAAGUGUAUGUUGACGACGGGUCAGUAAUCCAGGGGUCCUCAGUUGCAAACGUGUACGACAAUCAGCUGCUUAUUGGCACCGUGUUCCACAGAGCUCUUCGCUGUGAACUGUAGUUUGCUCAUCCUGGACAUUGUCACAGCGGAAAAGGUCAGCCUUAAUCUGAGCCAAGCUUCCUACCAGAUGCAGUUCUCAAAUAGCUAACUUCAAAACACUUUGCAAUAAAAGUUGACAAGAAUGUUCCUGGCCUUCCUCACCCACCACCCACUUCAAGGAGGAGGUAACACAAGAAAAAAAUACGUUUUUGAAAAGGAAAGCAGCAACAUUGGAAGAUUAUGUUGACUUCUUUUGACAGUGUAAUUGAACAGAGAACCUCAAGUAAUGCCUGCAUCCAUAAAGAAAUGGAUGCUAAUUUGCGAUUUUCUGGAUGACCAUUGAUGACUUUAUUGGUGGGAGUGAGUGAUUUGUUGGUGGGGUGGGGGGAAUCAAAGAUAAUCCUUAAUGACUAAUUGAUGCUGCUGCUGGAGCAUUUUGCUUUCAUCUAAAAGGUUCCCAAGGACAUUUGAGACCUCAUGCAUGCCGAGUUGCUCCUCUUCCUGUAUCACCUUUUCCACUCUUAAGGAAAUCUUUAUACUUAGCAAUUAUGCCUUUCUGUCAUUCCUAGGAAGAGGCACAUUUAAUGCCUGCUUCAAACGUGACCUGAAGAGGGAUGGAUCUGAUUCCACUCAGAGCUCUCGCUCUCUCCCUCUCUUUUAAAAAGAGCAAUAAUUGCACCUAUCAGCUGCCCCAAAGGAAGUGGAGAUGGGUCUAAAUCCAUUCCCCACUCCUCUUUCUGAACAUCUGAUAGGUGCACUGCAUUUUAAAACAAGAAUUCCAUGUGCCUCCCCAACAGCUGCACCCAGGAGAGGAACCAUGUGCAGAGCAGCAUUUAUUCCUCAUCUGGCUAGGAAUAGGCAAUUGGAAAUCCACAUUCCUACACAGACGACACAUAGCUGCGUUAGGGUAUGACCAAACCUCUCUUUUUCUGAAAAGAGCACCAUGCCACUGCCCUGCAGUGCUGUGGGAUAAUGUCCCCAAACCUCUUCUAUAUAUUUGGAGAGAAGAAGCAGGUGAGCUCAGAGAGAGGAACACACUUGGCACCUGAAAUGACCCAGGUUUGAUUGCUGGCAUCUCCAGGUAAGCAUGGGAGGUUUCCCAGUUCUGAAAUGCUGGUGAGCUGCUGCCAUUCAGUGUAGACACUACUGAUCUAGAUGGGCCCAGUGGUCUGACUGUAUCUCUGUUCUUGGGUUCUUGCCCAAGCACCACCUUUUCAGCCCCAAAUCACAGCUUUCUCUCACAUCACAGUUCACAAGUACAGAAAGUGUUUGUCCCACUGGCAGUUUGCUCAUCGGAUAUCAUCUGUGUCAUCAAACAGCAGCAGCAGAAGCUGGGUAAUGUCUUUCGAAGGGUAGAAGUCUGUGGUUUUCCCUUUCUCCUUUCCUUUUGCAGGUGAGAAGGAGAAGUUCUUCCUCACCUUAUUAGCAGUAGCCUGGCAAUAACCUGGCAGAGAGCCUAGAACAAACUGUCACCUAUGCAAUCAACUUUAUGCAAGGGGUAUAAUGCAGGGAUAUUGCAGUAUGUUCUACUCUUAUCGCACAGGCUGAUUUUUAACUUAAAAGUUGGCUGCCAAAUGAAUUGCUCAACUGUAUAGAUCAAGUCAAUUAGGUUUCUUAAUAAAGUAAAUAAACAACUUUUCAAACGU
Podarcis lilfordi (Lilford's wall lizard) is the source of this 18240-nucleotide messenger RNA. NCBI's taxonomy places the organism in Eukaryota, Metazoa, Chordata, Lepidosauria, Squamata, Lacertidae. The record is from the annotation of a GenBank genome assembly.